AUGGCAAAAAAUACCAGAGCUGCAGCAAGAUUAUAUAAAACCCGAUAUCCUGAUCGUCCUUGUCCAGAACAUACAAGAUUUUAUAUUCUGUACAAAAAUCUGCAAAAAUACGGAAGUUUUAUAAAACCAAAAAGUAGAGUUUCGACAGUCAUCAAUGUCGAUAAUUCAUUUUCGGUGUUGGCCAAAUUUAUUGAAAAUCCUCAUAUUUCUUUGAGAACUGUAGCAGAUGAAUUAAACAUGACAUAUUCUUCGGUUCAAAGAAUUGCCAAACAAAAUAAAUACCAUGCAUACCUGGCUAAUCCUGUUCAGCAGCUCUUAGCAAGUGAUUAUGAAAGGCGACUCAAUUUUAUUGCACAUUGCAUGGUAAAAUUAGAAGAGGAUCCUCAAUUUUUAACAAAUAUCCUUUGGACUGAUGAGGCGAAAUUUCACAAUAAUGGACAAGUAAACCACCACAACAAUCACUAUUGGAAUCAUUCAAAUCCCCACUGGAUAAAUGAGACCAAUAAGCAAGUUCGUUGGGGUGUGAAUGUCUGGUGUGGGAUUAUUGAUGAACAUUUAAUUGGUCCAUAUUUUUUCGAGGAAAAUCUUAAUGGCAAUAAGUAUCUUGGUUUUUUGAAAAAUGAUGAACUAUUGGAUAAUACUAUUGGAAAAUAUUUCACUUCAACAGCGUUUGAAUUUGAUUUGGCAGCAAGAUGGUGCACCAGCACAUAA
Messenger RNA from Metopolophium dirhodum (rose-grain aphid), 711 nucleotides. RefSeq lists its product as uncharacterized. The transcript has 3 exons. Gene Ontology annotation, molecular function: nucleic acid binding. The record is from RefSeq and is a predicted model, not a curated record. Bases 1 to 711 code for a protein of 236 amino acids. NCBI's taxonomy places the organism in Eukaryota, Metazoa, Arthropoda, Insecta, Hemiptera, Aphididae.